Messenger RNA from Haemonchus placei, 789 nucleotides. Lineage: Eukaryota; Metazoa; Nematoda; Chromadorea; Rhabditida; Trichostrongylidae. The record is from the annotation of a GenBank genome assembly.
AUGUGGGCGGGUUCCACGUGUCUCGCUCGCGGAUGUGGCAAGAGAGGUCAGUCUCUCACUUAUGACUCACUCCUUGGCACCAGUACGGAUGCCCUUACAAAAACUUUCAUUCCUAUGCUGUCGAUUGCCCCAUUCCCGAACAAAAUUUGGAGUACGGUCGAGGAUUCCACGAUGACAACUUCAUCCGAAUUUCCUGGUCUUUAUCACAUCACAGACACAUCACUUAUGUAUAACUUGCUAUCAACGAUGACAGUGGAAGAGGAGCCGCUAUGGUUCCAGCCGACCGACCAAUUGCGUUCGGUACCAGCGAAGCCCCUUAACCGAGUAUUGCCGAAUCCUGUACGAGCUGAGGCAACAACUAUUCAAUGUCGUUCCAAUGGUAGUCCUCGCGUUUUGAAGGUCCAGAAGAGUUGGCCUCCGAUGGGAACGUUCCGUAGUACAAAACCAGUGAAUCAAACUCCAAAGCCUAACGUUCUACCGAAAAGCGGCGAGAAAGCUACCGGGAGCGGGUGCUACACUGGAGGGGAUUGUGCCUAUUGUAGAAGUGUGGGCAAGCCGUCAUGUGGGCAUUUAAAGACAUCGUGCCCCGAACUGUUCGCCCUGAAGCCGUGCACUCUCUGUGGAGCUGAUGGCUUUGAUAACCACACCUUGAUGCACUGCCCAUCUCAACAGAAGAUCAAGUUGGAGAUGAAGGAGGACCAUCGCCUUAGAAUGGACAUGCGUCAAGCCGAACGGACCAUGAGACGUAUUGCCAUCUCGAACGGUCGCAGUCCUGCUAUGUCGGUGUAA